Molecule: messenger RNA, 126 nt
Organism: Dentiscutata heterogama
Lineage: Eukaryota; Fungi; Glomeromycota; Glomeromycetes; Diversisporales; Gigasporaceae
Source: the annotation of a GenBank genome assembly
CCGAAGGAAUAACUCAAGCAGCAAACAAAAAUAUACUUUUUAAAAGAAUUCCUAAUAUAGUUACAAGCAGAAAGAAAAAGUCAUACAAAGAACAAUCUACAUUGCUACAAGAUACUAUUAAGCUUA